Molecule: messenger RNA, 768 nt
Organism: Neomonachus schauinslandi (Hawaiian monk seal)
Lineage: Eukaryota; Metazoa; Chordata; Mammalia; Carnivora; Phocidae
Gene: HOXA6
Product: homeobox A6
Exons: 2
Coding region: 1-702 (233 amino acids)
Biological process (GO): regulation of transcription by RNA polymerase II; anterior/posterior pattern specification
Cellular component (GO): nucleus
Molecular function (GO): DNA-binding transcription factor activity, RNA polymerase II-specific; RNA polymerase II cis-regulatory region sequence-specific DNA binding
Source: RefSeq, a predicted model, not a curated record
AUGAGUUCCUAUUUUGUGAAUCCCACUUUCCCCGGGAGCCUGCCCAGCGGCCAGGACUCCUUCUUGGGCCAGCUGCCCCUCUACCCGGCCGGCUAUGACGCGCUGAGGCCCUUCCCGGCCUCCUACGGGGCGUCGAGCCUCCCGGACAAGACGUACACCUCACCUUGUUUCUACCAACAGUCCAACUCGGUCCUGGCCUGCAACCGGGCGUCCUACGAGUACGGGGCCUCGUGUUUCUAUUCUGAUAAGGACCUCAGUGGCGCCUCGCCCUCGGGCAGUGGCAAGCAGAGGGGCCCCGGGGACUACCUGCACUUUUCUCCCGAGCAGCAGUACAAACCCGACAGCAGCAGCGUGCCGGGCAAAGCCCUCCAUGACGAAGGCACCGACCGGAAGUACACGAGCCCUGUUUACCCCUGGAUGCAGCGGAUGAACUCCUGCGCGGGUGCUGUGUAUGGCAGUCACGGGCGCCGAGGCCGCCAGACCUACACGCGCUACCAGACGCUGGAGCUGGAGAAGGAGUUCCACUUCAACCGCUACCUGACGCGGCGCCGCCGCAUCGAGAUCGCCAACGCGCUCUGCCUCACCGAGCGCCAGAUCAAGAUCUGGUUCCAGAACCGCCGCAUGAAGUGGAAAAAGGAAAAUAAACUCAUCAACUCCACACAGCCCAGCGGGGAGGAGGCUGAGGCAAAGGCGGGCGAGUAGACGCCUGGGCAGGAACCAGGCCAGCGCCGCAACCUCCCUCGGCUUUGCCCCCUUGCCUUCGCCCGC